Necator americanus (New World hookworm) is the source of this 222-nucleotide messenger RNA. RefSeq lists its product as uncharacterized. The record is from RefSeq and is a predicted model, not a curated record. The transcript is spliced from 2 exons. Lineage: Eukaryota; Metazoa; Nematoda; Chromadorea; Rhabditida; Ancylostomatidae. The coding region runs from base 1 to 222 and encodes 73 amino acids.
AUGAUGAAAGCUUUGGUUGGCACUAAGGUGGUUUCGAACAUUCGUCGUGCAUUCUCAUCGGAACCUCUCACCGACUGCACUACAUCUACCCGCUUUUGUGUCCUCAGAUCUCUUUCAUUUGAAGGGCCAAAGCCGACCAAAAACGACCUUGUCCCUGGCCCGAGACGACGAUGGACACAGGAGACGAACACUCUGUUUCUGCUGUACCGUAUUGACUCAUAA